Mizuhopecten yessoensis (Yesso scallop) is the source of this 1125-nucleotide messenger RNA. RefSeq lists its product as uncharacterized. Bases 1 to 1125 code for a protein of 374 amino acids. The transcript has a single exon. NCBI's taxonomy places the organism in Eukaryota, Metazoa, Mollusca, Bivalvia, Pectinida, Pectinidae. The record is from RefSeq and is a predicted model, not a curated record.
AUGUAUGAAAAGCAACUCAAACAACGAACUGAAGAAUGCAAAGCAGCUCUCCAGCGUGGUUCUCACAUACAGAUUUAUGAUACAUUUUGUGAGAUCCAUACUCCUACACACAGUCUCCCUGUAAAACCUGUCCUGGGUACCGCCAACUUUACUCCAAAUGAAAGUCCUGAAGAUCACUUGAAAGAAGCCAUGGGAAAAGUUAUCACCUCAGGUCAAGGUCAAACUUCAACUGACCAUGAUCGGUCAGUCUCAACAUCUGAUGAUCAAGGACAGUCUUCUCUACACCAACAACAGUCAGGAGCAAAGGUGGGAAAUGCAGUGACAACAUACAAACUACUGCCACGGACCAAGGUAGUGGACCAGUGGGAGUCUCCAUGUGACAUUGGUUCUAUAUGCCCAACUACAGAUGGUCAUGAGUGGACCAAUUCCACUAAAACAUUAACUCUCCUGGACAGGAAGGGUAAAGUAAUACAGAAUGUCAAUCACAAUGACUGGAUCAAUGACAUCAGUCUGUCACCCACCACACACACACUGUGGGCCUGUGACAGUGACAAUAACAUCAUGGAGAUGGUAUCAGGACGCCAGACUCACAGAUUCAGUACCAAAGAGGAACCCGCCUGUAUAUGUAUUACAGCCAGUAGCCAUGUCAUUGUAGGGAUGCCCAAACACAUCUCCAAAUUUACCACAGAUGGUAAAAUGGUGUGUGAUUCCAAGGCUACAGGGAUUGUGUGUACACCAUACAGGAUCUCAGAGUGUCCUGUCACUCACAAUGUGGCAGUCGCUGUUGCAAAGAAACAUAUAGUUGUCAUGAACAAUGAUUUCAAGAAACUUUUUUUAUAUAGAGGUGAAAUCACUCGUUUAAAUCAACCAAUAACACACACAAGAAGUAGACCAUUCAAUCCAUGUGGUGUGGUGUAUGACAGUGUGGGAAACCUGAUCAUAGGGGACUAUAACAACUACAGGGUCCUACUCGUCAGUGGAGGUGGUGAGUUCCUCAGGGUCAUACACACAGACACAGACUAUGUAUGGGCUGUAAGUAUAGACAGGGAGGAUGUCCUGUGGGUAGUGUUUGGGUCUGCACUGAUGGGUAACACAGUCAAACUACUACAAUACAGGAAUGUGUAA